AUGCAACUACUGCAGCUCAGUGCGCAGCAUCAACAAGCAUCCCAGCGCCAAGCCUCGAUGCAAUGGCUCGAGCAGGAACUCGACAAGACACAGCAAGACCUCGAGCUUCAGUGCGCCCGCAAAAGACCGACGUCCGAGUCCAAGAAUAAGCGGCUGCUCGAAGCCGACCCCCUCACGCGCGAGGCCCGGACGGUUCGGUCGCACCACACCGAGUCGCUCGCGCCUGUCAAGUCGGUGUAA
Messenger RNA from Saprolegnia parasitica CBS 223.65, 240 nucleotides. RefSeq lists its product as hypothetical. NCBI's taxonomy places the organism in Eukaryota, Oomycota, Saprolegniomycetes, Saprolegniales, Saprolegniaceae. The record is from RefSeq and is a predicted model, not a curated record. The transcript has 2 exons. The coding region runs from base 1 to 240 and encodes 79 amino acids.